GGGGAGUUGUCGUUAUGGACGUGUAGCUACGCUCAGGAGGAGGAGGAGGUGUGGGUCGCCCUCCGCCGUGUUUGCAUCUGUUCGAGUGAGGGAGGCGACAAGGCUACCUUUGGAUGGAAUCAUGUCACAGGCGGCCGGCAUUGCGACCACAGCAUCAGUGUAACACACGGUGGCCAUAGGCGGUUCCAAGGCACACAGAAAUGGGUGGGCAGAUAACGCGAAAUGCUUUGUACGACUCCCUCGGUGGCCCCUUCCCAUCCACAUCCCACCGCUGUCAUCACAAACACAAGAGAUGCCUGCCUAUCCAGUGUGCCAGUGUUGGUGGUCCCUUUCCAGUCAGCCCACUUCUCUUCCAUCCUAAUGCUAAGGGUUCCCAAAUUGUCAUGGACCUUUCCCAGAAGAUAGUCAAGAGGCAGGGUAGUUUCUGCAAUGCCAUCACCUUCAGCAACAGGCCCAUAGCCCUGUAUGAGCAAGUCCGCCUCAAGAUUACAAAAAAGCAGUGUUGUUGGAGUGGAGCGCUGCGUCUGGGGUUCACCUCCAAAGAUCCCUGCAGGAUAAACCCAGACAACUUGCCAAAGUAUGCCUGCCCAGACUUGGUGUCCCAGAGUGGCUUCUGGGCAAAGGCUCUACCUGAAGAGUUUGCUAACGAGGGGAAUGUUAUUGCCUUCUGGGUUGACAAGAAGGGCCGUGUUUUCUACCGCAUAAACGAGUCCAGCCCCAUGCUGUUUUUCAGCGGAGUCCGAACCACCGAGCCCCUCUGGGCUCUAAUUGAUGUUUAUGGUCUGACCCGUGGAGUGCAGCUGCUAGACAGUGAGAUUGUUCCUCCUGACUGCCUGCGCCCACGCUCUUUCACAACAGUGCGCUCCUCCUCUCUCCGCCGUGAGGCAGAUGACUCCCGUCUCUCUGUUAGCCUGUGUGACCUCAACCUUCAACAGGAGGAUGGAGGCAACUCCCACAAUCACUCACACCAUCAAACGCUCCACCUGGCCCCAGCCUCCUCUGUCUGUCCCAUACCCCAGAACUCCCUCAACUCACAGCAAUCAUCUCUUCUGCCGUCAGUCCUGGAGAAUGAUCUCCACUUCCACCAGUUGCGUGGGGCCCAUAUUAAGACGCUCGAUGAACAGACUGUGGCGAGAUCGGAGCAUUCACGUGAGGAGCGCACUUUGGUUUUUACCAACCGACCCUUACGAACUGGAGAGUGUGUGUUUAUCAAAGUCACCAAGUCCAGUCCAGCCCGCUCUGGCUCCUUGUCCUAUGGAGUGACAUCAUGUGACCCGGCUGUGCUGCGCCCCAGUGACCUGCCAUAUAAUCCAGAGGCUCUAGUCGACAGAAAGGAGUUUUGGGCAGUGUGUCGAGUGCCCACGCCUCUACAAUGCAGUGAUAUCCUAGGUUUCUUGGUCAACCAAGAAGGGGAGAUCAUCUUAAGCCACAAUGGCGCCAAUGUUGGCAUGCAAGUAUGUGUGGACAACUCGCGCCCACUCUGGAUGUUCUUUGGCCUGCAUGGUGCUGUCACUCAGCUGAGAAUUCUGGGCUCUACUCAUGUUGGAGAUAGACGGGCCGGGUCGAACCCCAGUUCGCCGUCCUCAUCACCGCACACUCCAAUUGCCCUGGGCAGCGGCAGCUCAGAUCCUGUCCUCAACGGAGGCUUGUGCUCGGCAGCUUACUGCAGCUCAGUAGGGGGUAGGUCCACCCAUACGGCCACUACAGAAGCAGGGAAUCAGGAACAACCCCAAAUUCUCCGGUCAACCUUCCUAAGUCGCCUACCUUCCCAUCAGGCCGUGGGCCUCGGUCUGAUGAGUGCUCCAUCUGUUACGAGAACCCAGUGGACACAGUCAUCUAUGCCUGUGGACACAUGUGUCUUUGCUAUACCUGUGGCCUGAAGCUCAAGAAAAUGUCCAACGCCUGCUGUCCCAUCUGCAGAAGGCAGAUUAAAGACAUUAUCAAAACUUACCGAAGUACAUAAGAGCACAUAACGGGACUGCCAACUCCCAGAUAUGAGGGGAAGUUAAGGAAAAAUCUUGAUAUUUUGAUAAUGUAAUACAGUUUUUUCUGGUUGAGUCUGAAUCUUAAUCAAUUCAGGUACGGUACUGCUCAUACAUGGUCUCAUACAGAGGCAACACUUGAAGUGAAACAGAUACAGUACAUGCCACAAGUGUUUCCUCCCCAUGAGUACUCUGAAGACUUUAUAGUAGAGGAGAAGUACUAAAAAAAUGUCAUCAAAGAUUUAAUUUGAUGAGCCAUGCUGCUACAAUGCAGGGACUGUGCUGAAACACAGAGUCUCCUCUGGGCUGAAUGUUUCAAUAAUUCUUUCAGGACUUGACGCAGAACUCAGUCAACCGGAUGUGUGCAGUAUGUCUGACUGGGCAAGUGAAAACAAGCACACUCACAGCAUGUAAGUCAUCUCAGUAUCUCACAACUUGCGUCGAUGUAUUUCUGAGCUCUACUUGGAAAUAGUUGAGUCAGGCUCUAAAAACCAUGAAAUGAGGAAUAAUUUGUCAUCGUGGUGGUAAUCAGUGACUGACGCGUUUAGAAACGAUGCUGACUGUAAGUAGUAUCUAACACCUUGUGUACUCAUUUUAUCUACUGUACCUUUAUGUUAGUUCUACUUCAAAUGUUGGUGGUAGGUAUGUUGUGCUAGCUAGCUGCUUGCCCUACAAUGUGAUGUGUUGCACUGAAAUCGGCAUCUUCAUGGAAAUGCCCCAUUACUGUGAGACAGUUGGAAAGAUAUUCAUGAGUUUAAACGAUCAGCAGACUUGCAGCUCACAAUUCAGAAAAAUAUAACAGGGAGUGGAUUCUCAGGGCCAGUAUUUUCUUUGGUUUUAUUUUUGAAACAUAAAGACUAUUUUCCCAAACUCAUGUCAUAACCAUGGCCUGAUACACUGUGAAUAAUCCUGACAUUCACAGCUCCUCAAAAAUUGCUCCGUAAGAACACGUGAAGUCAAGGGAUUGUUGCCAUGGUAUCAGAAGGCAGUACAGUUAUGACACAGCUUCCUGCCUUAACCCGCAUUUGUAACAAGCAGAUGUAUCUCCUAGAAGGAAACUAACCAAAAAUGUCGUUGUGUGACACAAAGCGGUCACAUUUUUUGACUCAGUGGAGAAAAAAAAAGUACACAAAUGCUUAAUUAUUUUUGUAAAUCCACAGAACUUCCCAUAUUAUAUAAACAUGUCUUCUAAUCUUUGUGACAGGUUUUCAGCAGCAGCAAAGAGCCUUUAUAGAAAUUAAGUUUCCAGACAGGGCUAUAAAAGCUAAUUUGAAAUAUAUGAAUGAUCACUCUCCCACGCUUUUGAUUCCAAUUCAUCCUUAUCAAAUCAUCCAUCCAUCCAUCAUCUGUUUAUUCUGUUCAGGGUCACGUGAGUUUGAGCAACCCCAGCUUUCUUUAUGCCUGGAUCAGACCACAAGAUUUUAUCCUCGUUCUUGGCCCCAUUUGGUAUUGCAGCCAAUUGUCCAGAUCGUGACAUAUUUUGUCAGGAACAACAAAAUUCCUUGUAGUGUAACAUAAUCCACAAUAAGCGAUUUGGCAUCAGAGAAUCCCUACGAUGCCGCAAUGAAAAGUGUAGAAUGUUUGAUUUUUUUUUAGGGGGGGGGCGGGGGGGCAUAUCCUCCAUACAGUGUGACAUAAUGAGAACCCUGCGACAUACCACAUUGACAUUUAUAGCAUUGCGUCUUACAAUUACUUAGUUUUUAUCUUUUUUUUUCAACACAAAUCUUUGCCACAAUCAAAAUUAGCACCUCUUCCUCCAUGGUUGUUGUUUCCGCAAUGGUAACGGUUAUAUCCGGUAGCAUUGACACGUUUUCCCAUCCCGCCUCCCCCGACAAUUGGAUUUGACGAGAUUAGCCCAGUGAACGUAAUACAGUAAGCCCUCGUUUACGUUCCAGAAAACCACUGCAAUAAAUAAAAACCGCUAAGUAGUGAUUAUUAUCAUGUAUAUUUAUAAGUUUCAAAUAUGCAAUUAAAUGCCAGUUUGUGAUAUUCUGGGGGUGCAGGUAUUUUAUUUGUUCACUUGAGGUCACCAUCCACAAACUCGACACAAGCGCAUGCCUAAUAAAUGCGAGUGCUCUACUUGAAUGACGUGAACGACAGCCCUUGCAUUAGCUAUACAUUGGGCUAAGGUUGAUAUUUGUGAAGUUGUUUUUCAUAAAUCUCUUUUGACUGUGGCUUGUGUUUUAAACAGGCUUUCCGGUCACGUUCUUUGUAUCCAACAAUUUUGUGACUUAAUGAGUCAUUAAGGUUACUUUUUCUGUUAAGAAUAGGGGCCCAAUUGACCUCAUGUGAGUCAUUGCUGCCACAUGAAACUCAUAUAGCCAAUAAAGCAAACUGAGUAACUGCACUACACUGAAUUCAAAAUAUGUAAACGGCAAUCGAGGGCGGGAUUACUCUGUUGUGUAGUGCUCCCAGUGUUCUGAUCGAGACAUGGCAGGAUUUUAUGGCAGUAGUCAGACAUUGAGUCAUUGUGAGAGACCAGAUCUGUGCUCAUCUAGUCUGAUCCAGGCAUUCGGAGAGGUGGACUGGGCCCGUCAAAUCACAUGUAGACAGCCAUUCACCCCGAGGGUACCGUCCUUGUCUUUAUGAUUCCCUGUACUGUAAUUCCAUCCCAUUGUAUCACGUGUAAAUGAUCCGUUCAACAAUGAAACAUAACCUAAUCAAAUACAGCAGCCCAUAUAAUAGGUUAAGGAGAUGUUUUGUACGUUUGUACUUAUUUUGUAGAUAAACAAAUGGGUCUCAAAGCUUUGCUGCUAUUGUGUUUGCCAGCUGUCCUUUACGGUAAAUGCUGACAAUGGUUAGCAUGGUCCACAUAUCCUGCCACAGGUUUUAUUAUGCUACUGCUUGAAGAGUUGAAUCACAUUUGAAUGUUAAUUUAUGUGUUUACAAAAAAAUAUAUUAUUUUUUAUUGUUGUGCUUCAAUUUAAAAUAUACAACCCCAAUUCCAAUGAAGUUGAGACGUGUUAAACAUAAAUAAAAACAGAAAACAGUGAUUUGCAAAUCAUGUUCAACCUAUAUUUACAUGAAUACACUACAAAGACAAGAUAUUUAAUGUUCAAACUGAUAAACUUGAUUGUUUUUAUCAAAUAAUCAUUCACUUAGAAUUUUAUGGCUGCAACAUGUUCCAACAAAGCUGGGACAGGUGGCAAAAAAGACUGAGAAUGUUGAGGAAUGCUCAUCAAAUACCUGUUUGGAACAUCCCACAGGUGAACAGGCUAAUUGGGAACAGGUGGGUGCCAUGAUUGGGUAUAAAAGUAAAACCACACAAGCAAAAACAAUAAAGUUCAUCAGUUUGAACAUUAAAUAUCUUGUCUUUGUAGUGUAUUCAAUUAAAUAUAGGUCGAACAUGAUUUGCAAAUCAUUGUAUUCUGUUUUUAUUUGUUUAACACAACAUCCCACUUUCCUUGGAAUUGGGAUUGUAAAUAGUCUGCUUUUUCUAGGAUUAUUUGGCUUGAGGUUUUUUUUCCUAUCAUUGUUUGGUUUAAUGGUCAAGUAUGAGUAUUUUUUUUUUAUCUCAACAUGAAAAUCUAAAUGUAUUCUAGUUUUGUAAUAGUACAAAUGUUUUAUUGUACGUUGCAGCCUUGUAGUACACAAUCUGAGUUGCAGGAUAUCUCUGAAUUCCAUGUGUUUUUUGCUGUGAUAUAUAUUGUGUGUAAAACCAUGUUACAUUAGAGAACUCUACAUCCCACAUAGAGCUUUUAUAAUACUGUGUGAAAGCCAUCACUGCAUCACUCGUUUGGUGGUGAUAAAUGUCACUUUAAUUAAGCAACUGAUUGUAAAUUUGGAAAUGUUUAGGCCCGUGUUUGAGUCAUGGCAUGUUUUGUAAUUUGCACUCUGACCAAAUAUACACUUUAACCCUUUUGAAGUUCAUUUGCAUUACAUUCAUUUUUAAAAAUCAAUGCAUUGAAACAAUUUAAUAUUUUUUGGUACCAUUUUGACUGGCUGUUCAUUUGUUUCUCAAUUUAUACUCAUUUACUUUUGCAUUCAAAAUAUUCAAAUGGCUCCUUGAAUGUGACUGACCCUGUAAUGUGGUUAUACUCCAUCAUUGAUGGGAGGGCUAAAUCCUCUUAACUUACAUUUUUUCAUUCUGUUUUGUGUGUUUGCAGUAUUUUAAAUUGCUACUUUAUGACGCGCGUGUGUGUACUCAUAUAUUACAACACAACAGUUAGAUCGUCACUAUAGAUUUUUUGUCAUGUAUGACUGAUCUGUAUACUUUAUGUGAAGUUUGGGACCAACUGUGGACGAGCACCAUUAAGUGUGCAUCUCUAGUCUUCUCAGUUUUGCCAUAGUUGUGAUACAGGAGCAUUAUGAAGUAUUUGGUAAACCUCUAUUUUCUUUCAAUUCAAUUCAAACAUUGUAAGCUGUAUUCAAUGAGUCAGAUAAUUGUGGUAAAUAAACUUUCCAUGUGUUUGUGAAAAA
Molecule: messenger RNA, 6401 nt
Organism: Phyllopteryx taeniolatus (common seadragon)
Lineage: Eukaryota; Metazoa; Chordata; Actinopteri; Syngnathiformes; Syngnathidae
Gene: neurl1aa
Product: neuralized E3 ubiquitin protein ligase 1Aa
Exons: 6
Coding region: 201-1880 (559 amino acids)
Biological process (GO): negative regulation of Notch signaling pathway; nervous system development
Cellular component (GO): postsynaptic density; plasma membrane
Molecular function (GO): ubiquitin protein ligase activity
Source: RefSeq, a predicted model, not a curated record